Messenger RNA from Pieris brassicae (large cabbage white), 1502 nucleotides. It is a transcript of the gene Elav, whose product is annotated as ELAV-like protein 2. Bases 8 to 913 code for a protein of 301 amino acids. Lineage: Eukaryota; Metazoa; Arthropoda; Insecta; Lepidoptera; Pieridae. Gene Ontology annotation, molecular function: RNA binding. The transcript has a single exon. Gene Ontology annotation, cellular component: ribonucleoprotein complex. The record is from RefSeq and is a predicted model, not a curated record.
UUAAAAAAUGUCGGAAUCGUGUCAAGACGGUAAUUGUCAUGGAAAUUACGAAUAUGGGCCCGACGAAUCACCAACGAAGCUUAUCGUCAAUUACAUUCCCGAAGUCAUGACCCAGGAUAUGAUGUUUUCAUUAUUUUCCACCAUGGGUAAAUUAGAAAGUUGUAAAUUGAUAGCGAACAGAGGGUAUGGUUUCGUCGAGUACGCUCGGCCUGAUGAUGCCGUGAAGGCACGAAAGGCCUUUAACGGUCUGUUAAUGCAGAAUAAGACACUCAAAGUGUCUCACGCCCUGCUUAACCCAGAGUUGAAACCUCCCACCAAGCCGGAAGCAGAUUGGAACCUCUACGUGUGUAACCUGCCAAACGAACUAACCUUACAAGAUUUACAUGGACUGUUCGCACAAUUUGGUAAAAUAGUCAAUUCCCGUAUAGCUUCAGGCAUAGCCUUUGUAUUAUAUGAACACCAGUAUGAAGCAGAGAGGGCCAUCCAAAAUAUCAAUGGAUCUAUACCUCCUGGCUUCUUGGAAGCUCUUACUGUUAAGUAUGCUAAUAAAAGUAAUCCAAAUAAACAUAAAAACAAUAAUAACAAUUUUUCUAAGAAUCCACUUGUGAAACCUUAUCAUUGGAUAAAUCAUAUGGGUGCUAUUGGUGACCAUAAUUCCCCUAGUACAUGGUCUAUUUAUAUUUAUAAUAUUGCUCCAGAAGUGGAAGAACUGACUUUGUGGCAGCUUUUUGGUCCAUAUGGUGCUAUUUUAUCAGUUAAGAUAAUUAAGGAUCAUCAAACUAAUAAAAGUAAGGGAUUUGGUUUUGUUACAAUGAGAAACUAUGAUCAAGCGGCAAUGGCUAUACAAGCAUUGAAUGGCUAUGUCCUCCAUGGUCAGCCCCUAUCUGUAAGUUUUAAAACACAAAAAAGAUAAUGGCGCAAAAUAAUUAAAACCAAUUUUACAAUAUCAGUACAGUAAUGAAUAGACAAAUUGACUUUUUUGACUUUGAUUGGCAUAGAAUAACAAUUUAAUAUAAAAUAUUACUUAGGUAUAAAAGGAAUUUUAAUAUUUCCACAGCAUGUAUCAAAUGUGCAGCCUGUCAUCUCUUGUUGAAAAUAUUAUUUUGACCUAUCAAGAUUGUUAAGUUUGUUUCUUAUUAUGAAUAUUAAUUUAUUCAGUUGGCUCGUUAAAUAUUUCAAGUUUACUAGAGUUUUAAGAUUUGUAUUUGCGAUGAUUGUUGUUUGGGAGUUCAACAUCAGUUGUGAGCUAUAUGCUUGUCUCUUUAUUUCUUUAUCUAUUUUAUUAUUAUUAUUUAAGUGUAAUAAAAUACAAGAAUGUGCUUUAUAAGAUCUAAUGUAACUAAAUAAUGUAAGCCACUGUGAGAUGUUUAAUCAGCUACUAGGAUUAGUUGUACACUUUUUAUAACAUGAUGUCUAUUUAGGUAGUAAAACAAAAUCUAGAUUAUAUCAUAUUUAUACAUUUAGUAUAAACUUGCUGAAUUAAAGUUCAUUUUCACAAUUUU